AUGACCGUCCACGUAAUCAAAAACCUGGCUGAAUUCAGAAAUCAUCUCGAAAAACACGAAGUUGUCAUUGUUGACUUCUGGGCACCAUGGUGUGGUCCUUGCAGAUUCAUCAGCCCAGUGGUCGAAAAGAUGUCCGAGGAACAUGGCAACGACAAGGUCUCUUUUGCCAAAGUCGACGUGGAUGAGGCUCAAGACAUCUCUCAAGAAUACGGGAUUCGCGCGAUGCCCACUUUUAUGGUUUUUAAAGACGGCGAAAAGGCCGAUGAGGUUGUGGGAGCUGAUCCUGGCAAGCUUGAACAAAUGGUUCGACAGUACGCUUGA
This is a messenger RNA of Fusarium pseudograminearum CS3096, 321 nucleotides long. RefSeq lists its product as uncharacterized. The transcript has a single exon. Lineage: Eukaryota; Fungi; Ascomycota; Sordariomycetes; Hypocreales; Nectriaceae. Gene Ontology annotation, molecular function: protein-disulfide reductase activity. Bases 1 to 321 code for a protein of 106 amino acids. The record is from RefSeq and is a predicted model, not a curated record.